Molecule: messenger RNA, 608 nt
Organism: Macrobrachium nipponense
Lineage: Eukaryota; Metazoa; Arthropoda; Malacostraca; Decapoda; Palaemonidae
Gene: mRpS7
Product: small ribosomal subunit protein uS7m-like
Exons: 4
Coding region: 60-593 (177 amino acids)
Source: RefSeq, a predicted model, not a curated record
AAAGGCACAUACCACCUACUACUACUACUACUACUAAUGGAACCCAGGCAGUAGCGAAAAUGAGUGCUAUUCGUUCUCUAAUCCUGAAAUCUAAUAUUUUACGGCUUAGUCUUGAGGCAAAUGCAAGGAAUACCAAUGUGGGACUAUUUCAAAAUGUAUUCCUGAGAUCAUACAGUAUGUAUUCUCCUCGGUUUAUUGAACCUACAUUCAGAUUAGAGGAUCAGGAAAAACUAAAAGAAAGUGGGGAAUUUGCUGAACGACAGUUCACUCCAGUAAAAGCUGCACUAACAAACCAGACCAGUUCAAUCUUUUAUGACCCAAUUGUUAGGAAAUUUACAAACUAUGUGAUGAUAACAGGACAACGCACACUGGUAAGAGAUCUAGUUAAUGAGACAUUUGAACGUAUCAAACAUGCCCAACUCAAGAAGAAGCAUCAAGCUGAAACAGAAGAGGAGAAAGCAAAAAUUGAAACAAAUCCUGUUGUAAUAUUUCAUAAAGCUGUAGAAAAUUGCAGACCUGUUCUUCAGUUAACUCCUAUUAAGCGUGGUGGUAUAAAGUAUCAGGUAAGGAACUGGUAUAUAUAUGAUAUAUGACUAAUUUUAAUCUGU